AUGCAGAGUGCUUCUGGUAAGACUGUCUAUACGAACAAUGAGACUACCCAUUCACCCUCAUCAAUAACUAUACUGCCCAGCCCACCCGCAAGUGCAAAUGAAAGUGUACCAUUAUCAAGUAUACCGGCGGGUGCACUACAGCAACCAACCAUCCACUACCAGCAGUACCAUCUCCCUUACUCCACUCAUGCCACGGCCCAUUCUGCGGCUGCUAAUACCACUCCUUUACAACAUAGGCAAUCAUCAGAUCUCGCUUUCCACCACAUCUCUGGGCCACUUUCUGUUCCUUCUUCUGGCUACAUGCCUCCGACAAAUUCAACAUUUCUGAUCAAGCGAUCCGUGGUUGGUCUGAAAAAAGGUCUUAUCAGCUCGGACAAAUACAUGGUAUUGUGCGCUCCCAUCUCUAUACAAGACAUUCAGUCAGUUUAUGAGCUGCUAUUUGUGUCUGAUCCUGCCAAACCUGUCGAUGCUCGCUCUAUUCCUUGGCUAGGCAAUGUGGCAUUUGCUGCCGUCAAAGCAACCCCGCUUCUAGUCAUUCUUCCAUCCGAGUCCAGAGCAGAUUCGCCAGUAUUUAUUCAUUUCGAUGAAGUUCGUGCCAUCUCUGACGAAGUUGCUCUCAAUUCUGCAUGCACAUUUGUCCUGCAUCUGGCUAGAGCUGAUCUUCGCUUUGUUUGCAAAACUUCUACUGACUAUGUUGAUUGGAUACGAUGCCUUACCAUGACAUUUGAAAUUUCUGCUGCAUCGUUUCAAUCCAAUGCUGAUGACUUUAACCGUAGAGCACAAAUCCUGUCCAUGGUCCAGCAACAACAGUACAGUACACCCAACCAGCAGCAGCAUGCACCAGUUAAUCAGCAUUUUGGGAAUGGAUCGGGAGUUGCUAGACAGGAUUCAUAUGGGCAGUUGUACACCGCUAAUCCCAACAGUAAUAUAAUUUCUUCCUCCCAACAACAGUAUGGGUUGCAGGUGUCGAGUAGUGGUGGCAAUACACCUUCGAACACGGGUUGGAGUCGUCAGUGA
Messenger RNA from Batrachochytrium dendrobatidis JAM81, 1017 nucleotides. RefSeq lists its product as uncharacterized. Bases 1 to 1017 code for a protein of 338 amino acids. Lineage: Eukaryota; Fungi; Chytridiomycota; Chytridiomycetes; Rhizophydiales. The record is from RefSeq and is a predicted model, not a curated record. The transcript has 2 exons.